Molecule: messenger RNA, 657 nt
Organism: Racocetra fulgida
Lineage: Eukaryota; Fungi; Glomeromycota; Glomeromycetes; Diversisporales; Gigasporaceae
Source: the annotation of a GenBank genome assembly
AUGCCAGAAUAUAACUACGAAAAUUCAUUGCUUCAAAUUACUUUACCCACAUUGACCUCUUUCAAUGAGUAUCAUCGAGAAUUAAUCGAAUUGGCAGUUAAUUGCUCUUCGACAUCUUUAAUUAUUCACAUUUCUUGCCAAGAAAUUGAAUUUUACAGUAAUUAUCCAACAAAAUGUUGGACUGAGAUUCGUGAUCUAUUAAAUUUUCUAUAUAUAUCGGGAACCAAGGUUGCUUACGAAACUUUAAGACAUUUUCUUGAAAUUGACGUUAUUUUUGAAAAAUGGAAUGGUUAUAAUAUUGAAUUAGUUAAGGAAAAGAAUUUUGAUGUAUUUUUCGGAAGCGAAGCAGAACAAUCUCGAUUGCAAGAGUUUAAUAGUAGUCGCAAAAAAGCUUCAUUAUCUGAAAUACAUAUUCACAUAUUUGAUACUAAAAUAUCACCGAAAAACAUACAUGAUCAAAAUCGUAAUGAUUGUAAGCUUAAUGAGAAUCCCAAAAUAUAUCAAACCGUUGCCGUUGGAGGAACUUUUGAUCAUUUGCACGCUGGUCACAAAAUUUUAUUAACCUUAACAGCGUGGAUUGCAGGUAAAAAGUUAAUUUGCGGAGUCACCGGUGAGUUUAAAAGUCCUAAACUAAUCGUAAUUAAGCAUUCAUUAUAA